GUCAUACUGAGAAGUCCAUCUCUAAUAGUAUUUGACAAGUCCACCCAAACGAAAAAUAAAAAUGAGUGCAAUUUCCAAUGAAAACAUUAUUUGGACCAUAAAAAACGGAGAGUUUGACGCCGUACAAGCUGCUUUCCAAAACGAUGUGCACAAAAAGGUAAAUGAGGAAAUCAAGGGCCGUUUCCCAGUACACUAUGCGGCAGAUUUUGGGCAGCUAAAUGUUCUCCAGUAUUUAAUAAGCUUAGGAGCAGAAGUUGAUAUAAAGGACAAACAUGGUAUUACCCCUAUUCUUGCUGCCAUUUGGGAAGGACAUACAAGCUGUGUGGAACUUCUUUUAAAUAAGGGAGCUAACAAAAGUGGUUCUACUCCAGAUGGCCAAAGCUACCUCGAAGCAGCGGAAAAAGACGAAAUCAAAAAAUUACUUGCAUAAAUUUUAAACGUAAAACUAGGAUACAAACCUUAUGUUUCAGUAUCAAAAACAAUUUUAAAUACAGUCAUGUGUAGAUUUUAAA
Messenger RNA from Drosophila ficusphila, 512 nucleotides. Its product is annotated as myotrophin. The record is from RefSeq and is a predicted model, not a curated record. Gene Ontology annotation, biological process: regulation of barbed-end actin filament capping. Bases 62 to 430 code for a protein of 122 amino acids. Gene Ontology annotation, cellular component: nucleus; cytoplasm. Lineage: Eukaryota; Metazoa; Arthropoda; Insecta; Diptera; Drosophilidae. The transcript is spliced from 4 exons. Gene Ontology annotation, molecular function: protein binding.